AUGUCUCCCAAAUACAUUAAACGAAUCACAUUGUUCAAGGUCCCCAAGGAGGAGGACAUUGACGCCAUUAUAGCGGAAUAUGAAGUGCUGCGGGCCACGGCUCAAAAGGAUGGAGCCCCGUAUAUUGUCGCCAACGAGGCGAGUCGCGUCCUCAACACAUCAGAGGAACGAAGUCAGGGAUAUACGUUGAUCGCGGUGACCACGUUCAAGUCAAAAGAAGAUUUCGAUUAUUAUGACAAGCAAUGCCCUUCGCAUAAGCGGCUGAGAGAGUUUAUCGCCCCUAGACGGACCGGCUACGCGAUGCUUCAACAUGAGAGUGAACUGGGUCCUUAA
Rhinocladiella mackenziei CBS 650.93 is the source of this 333-nucleotide messenger RNA. RefSeq lists its product as uncharacterized. The transcript has 2 exons. Bases 1 to 333 code for a protein of 110 amino acids. NCBI's taxonomy places the organism in Eukaryota, Fungi, Ascomycota, Eurotiomycetes, Chaetothyriales, Herpotrichiellaceae. The record is from RefSeq and is a predicted model, not a curated record.